This is a messenger RNA of Penicillium expansum, 162 nucleotides long. RefSeq lists its product as uncharacterized. The record is from RefSeq and is a predicted model, not a curated record. NCBI's taxonomy places the organism in Eukaryota, Fungi, Ascomycota, Eurotiomycetes, Eurotiales, Aspergillaceae. The coding region runs from base 1 to 162 and encodes 53 amino acids. The transcript has a single exon.
AUGAGCCUCGGGCGUUUGGCUAGAUUAGAACAUGAUGUCGAUCAUAUCUCGUCUUGGACUCUUUCCCAACAACAUGGCCGUUUUAGCGCUCUAACUAGUGCUUGGGCUCAACAUGGUGGCCUUAUGUUUGUGUUUCUGGCUGAUUCGGGGAUGAUAUCAUGA